CGUGUAUGUUGCUAAGUACAUACACCAAAAUGCCUAACCAAGAGUCAAGCUAUCACAUCGGAGAUGGACCAGAUACAGAUGCACUUGAAGCAGAUCCCCCUACGAAACCACUGAGUAUCAUCAAGAAUUUUCAAUUAGGAUGGUUCGCGAUGGUGAUGGGGUGGGGUGGCACCGCGCUGGCCUUAAACAUUCUUCCGGGUGUAUCUGACGAUAUACAUACUGUGCUCAACAUAAUCGGAACGGUUAUAUGGGUGUGGGAUCUUAUUUACUGCAUUAUCUUCUCAAGUUUAUUAUUGGCCCGCAUUGUUCUGUAUCCUAAGCCAUACUGGGAGAUGAUGAAGGGCCCCGCACAAUUCUUAUUUUUCGGUUGCAUGCCAAUGGGUGUCGCAGUCGUGGGUAUGGGGUUUGUACCCUUCGGACCCAAUAUUAUGUCCGAAAAGGUCGCAUACGAGAUAGCCUACGUAUUAUUUUACCUUGAUGUCGCUCUCAGCGUGAUCGCCAUGGUACUCCCACCGUUUAUGAUGGUGGUCUAUCAGAAACACACUCCUGAGAAUAUGCAGUCCCUUUGGCUUCUUCCGUUCGUCUCGUGCGUUGUCGCAGCAGCACAAGCGGGCGUUGUCGGGCCCGUAAUGGAAGAUUUGAGCCGACAGCAAGACAUCCUAUUUACAGGUUUUAUUUUGUGGGGAGCUGGAAUACUAACUGCUGCACCAAUUAUAGCUAUUUACAUGUCGCGGUUAGUAUUUUACGGCUUCCCACCUAAUGGGUUGGGCAACUCAGUAUGGGUGAUCCUGGGUCCAAUUGGUCAAGGCUGCAAUGCAAUCGUAAUGUUAGGCCGUAAUGCAGGUCAGUUACAAUGCACAGGCCAUUUCUGUCCGGACAAGACUACUAUUAUGGACACAUGUGCGUGCAGCGGAGCGCUGACACCCUUAGGUGCCUUUGGGUACGUAUUACCAGGUAUCACGCUCAUGACUGGGUGCGUGAUGUGGGGCAUUGGUGUGUGGUGGCUGUUCAUGGCAAGCACGGGCAGUAUAUACCAUGCAAGUAUAGUGGAUAAGGCAAUUAAGAAGGUACACAAUCCCAUUAGUAGGAAUCAGUCGUUCUUGACACCAGAUAACAAAGGAAGGCUUAGCGAGACGACGAUCAAUCAACCACAGCGCCGGCCGAGAGCACUGCCCUUCAACCUGGGUUGGUGGGGAGUAGUUUUCCCCUUCGUCACGCUGAUCAUGGGUACCGGACAGCUAUAUAUCGAUACAGGUUUCGGUUGGUUCAUGUGGUGUGGCCGCAUCUUCACUGUAUGUCUCGUGAUAAUUUCAUUCUACGUGCACAUCAAAACAAUCUCCAAAGCUGUCACUAGACAAUUUUGGGUCAACUUUGGCUAGCUCCAAAGAUGCCAAUUUCGGACAUUUCCAUGAUACUUCUAUAAGAUGCAGGCGCAGAAAAUCUCGAACGCGAGGACCUCCGCCAAAAAUUUAGUUAAAUCAAUUGCGAUAUUGCAAUUGCAGGCUUAUAGCCAAAUACAAUUAGGCAAAUUCUUUACAUAAUACCAAUAAACAGAACUUGUACGGCUGCGCGAUCCUCC
This is a messenger RNA of Sphaeroforma arctica JP610, 1579 nucleotides long. RefSeq lists its product as hypothetical. Gene Ontology annotation, biological process: sulfite transmembrane transport; transmembrane transport. Bases 6 to 1379 code for a protein of 457 amino acids. The record is from RefSeq and is a predicted model, not a curated record. Gene Ontology annotation, molecular function: sulfite transmembrane transporter activity. The transcript has 2 exons. NCBI's taxonomy places the organism in Eukaryota, Ichthyosporea, Ichthyophonida. Gene Ontology annotation, cellular component: plasma membrane.